This is a messenger RNA of Wyeomyia smithii (pitcher-plant mosquito), 1308 nucleotides long. RefSeq lists its product as uncharacterized. NCBI's taxonomy places the organism in Eukaryota, Metazoa, Arthropoda, Insecta, Diptera, Culicidae. The coding region runs from base 1 to 1308 and encodes 435 amino acids. Gene Ontology annotation, molecular function: nucleic acid binding. The record is from RefSeq and is a predicted model, not a curated record. The transcript has a single exon. Gene Ontology annotation, biological process: DNA integration.
AUGCAAACAACCGGUGGUAGUAGCAGCGGUUUCUUUUGUAUGGAUUUCAACAAUUGGUAUUUCUCGCAGUUUGUGGAUUAUAUGACGCUAAUUCGUCGGACAACAUAUUGUCAACGGUUCAUUCGAAAUCAUCGAAGCAAGUAUCAAAGGGGCGAAUUUGAGGCGGGAAGCUUGACCUCAUUAAACACGACUGAGCUACGCAAGGCAGAGUUUACCGUAAUUCGUUUGGUUCAACAAGAAGUUUUUGGGAAAGAGUUUCACGCUUUAACGCAUAACAGACCGGUGCACAGACAAUCGGCCCUACGCUGGUUUCAUCCAGGACUCUCCAUUGACGGGGUCAUUCGCAUAGGUGGACGAUUGGGAAAAUCGCAAGAAUCAGAGGAAGCGAAACAUCCUAUGGUGUUGCCCGCACGACAUCAUGUUACUAAAUUAUUGUUGCGACCUUACCAUUUGAGGCUACUAGAUGCAGGGCCUCAAUUACUGUUGAAUAGCGUUAGGCAAAGGUUCUGGCCUCUCGGAGGACGAAGUGUGGCGAAACAAAUUGUUCAUCAGUGCAUACGGUCUUGUCGUCUUAAAGCCACACCAAUGCGGCAAUUUAUGGCAGAACUACCGGCAUCAAGGGUCACGGUAGCUAGAGCAUUUUCAACUACAGGUGUUGAUUAUUUUGGCCCUGUUCAUAUUCGGCCAGGAUACCGUCGAACGGCAGAAAAGGCAUACGUGUCCGUGUUUGUCUGUUUUGUUACUAAGGCGGUACACUUGGAGUUGGUCGGAAAUCAAUCAACGGCAUGUUUCAUCCAGGCGCUGAGAAGAUUUGUGGCACGUCGUGGUCUGUGCUCUACACUGCAUUCCGAUAACGGUACCAAUUUUGUGGGGGCAAGGAACCAGCUAAAGGAUCUCAUGGCUAAUCUCAGAAGCAAACAACAUCACGAAGACGUAGCAAGGGAAUGCGCCAAGUUAAACAUCCAAUGGCAUUUUAUUCCGCCAGGUGCGCCUCAUUUUGGGGGAUUGUGGGAGGCAGCAGUGCGCUCAUCGAAAUACCAUUUAUUACGAGUGCUGGGAGAAACACCUGUUUACUUCGAGGAUAUGCUUACUACGCUUGCUCAAGUGGAAGCUUGCCUCAACUUUCGGCCUUUAACACAGCUGACAGAUCGUCCUAAUGAUUUGAAACCGCUAACUCCGGGGCAUUUUCUGGUUGGUGGCUCGCUUCAAGCUGUUCUAGACAACAAUUUUGUCGACAUACCAACAAAUAGACUGCACCAUUGGCAAGCAGUGCAAAAGAAGGUACAGGAAUUCUGGAAGCGUUGGUGA